This is a messenger RNA of Spodoptera littoralis (African cotton leafworm), 938 nucleotides long. The record is from the annotation of a GenBank genome assembly. NCBI's taxonomy places the organism in Eukaryota, Metazoa, Arthropoda, Insecta, Lepidoptera, Noctuidae.
AUUAAGGAAAUCUGAUGGCAGGUAAAGGAGACGCGCCGAAGCCUAAGCGCGAAACAAGCGCAUUUGUGAAAGAUUUUCUAGCGGGAGGUAUAUCAGCUGCCGUGUCUAAGACCGCUGUGGCUCCGAUUGAGCGAGUUAAAAUCCUAUUGCAAGUACAGGAUGUCCACAAACACCUUAAAAAGGACAAGAAAUAUAAAGGUAUUAUCGAUGUCUUAGUCAGAGUACCCAGGGAGCAAGGAUUUUUCUCUUUAUGGCGCGGCAACUUCGCAAAUGUUAUACGAUAUUUUCCAACACAAGCGCUAAAUUUCGCUUUCAAGGAUAGAUACAAGACUCUUUUCCUUGGUGGUGUCAAUAAGAAUACAAACUUUUGGAAAUAUUUUGCUGGAAAUUUGGCGUCAGGUGGAGCCGCGGGUGCGACAUCUAUGUGUUUUGUGUACCCUCUAGAUUUUGGACGAACCAGAUUAGCUGCAGAUAUCGGUAAAGGAAAACAGAAACGCGAGUUCAAUGGACUUAUUGACUGCCUGCUCAAGACUAUUAAGUCAGAUGGACCAUUGGGCUGGUACCGUGGAUUUAUUGUGUCCGUACAGGGAAUAAUAAUAUAUCGUGCGACGUACUUCGGAUUCUUCGACACGGCAAAAGCAUUUUUCCCUGAUCCAAACAACACUCCGCUGUUAUUAACUUGGUUCAUUGCUCAGAGUGUCACUACAUUUGCGGGGAUCUGUUCUUACCCUCUGGACACGGUGCGACGGCGAAUGAUGAUGCAGUCCGGUAUACCACCAGAACAGCGUCAAUAUAAGAGUACUGCACAUUGCUGGGCAGUAAUAUUGAAAAAAGAGGGAUUCCGGGCAUUCUUCAAAGGUGCUUUCUCUAACGUGCUAAGAGGAACUGGUGGAGCGUUUGUCCUUGUAUUAUACGACUAUAUCAAGAAGUUAUUGUGA